Messenger RNA from Scheffersomyces coipomensis, 3805 nucleotides. RefSeq names its product GTPase (gene BMS1). The transcript has a single exon. Gene Ontology annotation, cellular component: 90S preribosome; nucleus. The coding region runs from base 148 to 3762 and encodes 1204 amino acids. The record is from RefSeq and is a predicted model, not a curated record. NCBI's taxonomy places the organism in Eukaryota, Fungi, Ascomycota, Pichiomycetes, Serinales, Debaryomycetaceae. Gene Ontology annotation, molecular function: GTPase activity; ATP binding; GTP binding. Gene Ontology annotation, biological process: endonucleolytic cleavage of tricistronic rRNA transcript (SSU-rRNA, 5.8S rRNA, LSU-rRNA); ribosome biogenesis; maturation of SSU-rRNA from tricistronic rRNA transcript (SSU-rRNA, 5.8S rRNA, LSU-rRNA).
ACAUGACCGAAUUUUUGAGACUAAAAAAAAUUUAGAGAGAUGUGAUGCUUCUUAAAAAAAAGAUGCUAAAAGAUGGCAUCAGAGGUUAAGAUUUGAUACUUUAGCUACCUAUUACAAGUCCAACCACUGUUCAGAAUAUCUUGAGAGAUGGAAUCGCAGCAGUCUAAUAAGACUCACAGGGGAAGCAAUCCUAAGACCACAGCCAAAAAGAAAUUGCAUCAAGAUGGUCAAAAUAAAAAGGCUUUUGCUUUCAAUGCUCCAAGAAAGUUAGAAAGAAUGGCAAGACGUUCUCAUGAUGUAAAUGAAAGAAAGUUACAUGUACCUAUGGUGGAUAGAACUCCAGAUGAUGAUCCACCUCCUGUCAUAGUUGCUGUUGUUGGACCUCCAGGAACAGGUAAAACCACCUUAAUAAAAUCGUUAGUAAGAAGAUUAGCUAAAACUACUUUAACAGAAAUUAAAGGACCAAUCACAGUAGUAAGUGGGAAAAGAAGAAGAUUAACAUUCCUUGAAGUUGGAAAUGAUUUAAAUUCAAUGAUAGAUGCUGCUAAAAUUGCCGACUUGGUGUUGUUAUUAGUGGAUGGUAAUUAUGGUUUAGAAAUGGAAACUAUGGAAUUUUUAAAUAUAGCUCAACAUCAUGGUAUGCCAAGGGUAUUGGGUGUAUCAACUCAUUUAGAUUUAUUUAAAUCACAAUCUACUUUAAGAACUUCAAAGAAAAGAUUAAAGCAUCGUUUCUGGACUGAAGUUUAUCAAGGUGCCAAAUUAUUUUAUUUAUCUGGUGUUAUAAACGGAAGAUAUCCUGAUAGAGAAAUUUUAAAUUUAACUAGAUUUAUAUCUGUUAUGAAGUUCAGACCAUUGAAGUGGCGUAACGAACAUCCAUAUUUAUUAGCUGAUAGAAUAACAGAUUUAACUCAUCCUCAAGAAAUUGCUGAAAAUUCAAAAUGUGAUAGAAAAGUAGCAGUUUAUGGUUAUUUACAUGGUGUACCAUUACCAUCACAAGACACUCAUAUACAUAUAGCUGGUGUUGGAGAUUACUUUGCUCACUCCAUAGAAAAACUCCCAGAUCCAUGUCCAACUCCUUAUUUCGAACAACGUUUAGAUGAAAUAGAAAGAGAAAAGGCAAAAGCUGCCGCUGCUGAAGGUCAAGAAGUAGCCAAGACAACCAGAAGGAGGAAGAGAUUAGAAGACAAACAAAAGAUCAUCUAUGCUCCAAUGUCUGAUGUUGGAGGUGUUCUUGUUGAUAGAGAUGCAGUCUAUAUUGAUGUUGGUGCCAAAGAAGCAUUUGAUAAAGAUAAUGAUGAAUUAGGUGAAGGUGAAAAAUUGGUUACUGAUUUACAAGAUGUACAAAAGACUAUGCAGGAAAGACUUGAAGAAGGACCAGGUUUGCAAUUGUUCUCAAGUUCUAAAGCUCUUAAUAACGUAGAAAGUAAUGGAAAUGAUAGUGACCACGAAGGUGGAUUGUUAUCUGAUUUAGAUGAUGAUGAAGAUGAUGAACAAGAAAUCGGUAAAGUUAACACUGGUAGAAAAGCUUUAAGAAGACCAAACAUCUAUGGUAAAUCCAUCAAUGAAGACGAUGAAUUUGAUGAUGAAUUAUCUGAUGAUGAAGAUGAGGAUCAUUAUAACUCAGAUGACGAUAAACCUGAAAUGGUAGAAAUCGAUUUUAAUAAUGACUCCAGAAAAUACAGAGAUGAUGAAUUGGAAUAUGUUGAAGAUUCAUCUUUAUCCUCUGACGAAGAAACUGGAUAUGCUGAUGUGGCUGCCAGAUUGAAGGGAUCUGCUAUUAGAAAGUGGGACAUUAACAAGUUGUUAUAUUUAAAUAAUAUUGAUCCAAGCGAUGUCAUAAAAAGAUGGAGAGGUGAAAACGAAGAUGAUGAAGAAGAAGAAGAUAUCGAGGAUGAAGAAGAAGAAAACUUCUUCACUAAGAAAAAUUCAAAUGAUGCAUCUGCGGACUUGGAUACCUUCCAACCAACCUACCCUUCAAUUGAAAUUUUGAAACAAAAGUUCAGUUCUGAAACUGUUGAAGAAGAAAACAGCGAUGAAGAGUAUGAAAAUGGUUAUAAAUCAUUGAAAUCUAGAUUCUUGGUUGCUCCAAAAUUGAAUAGUAAUGAAGACGGUGAUGAAAAUGACGAAGAAGGAGAUGACAAUGAAAAGGAAGACCUUUAUGGGGAUUUCGAAGACUUGGAAGACGAAGAAAAUGAAUCCAAAUCCAAUGGCAAAAACGACGAAGAAGAUGACGACGAAGAUGAAUUUGCCGACUUUGAUGCCGAGGAAGAAAGAGCCGAUCUUGGAUUGGAUGAAAAGUCCAACGACGAAGAAGAUAUAGACUAUGAUAAUUUAACCACUGAAGAAAAGAGAAAAUUAAAUGCUGAAAAGAAGGCCAAAUUAAAGAUGCAAUUCGAAGAAGAAGAAGAUCGUGAAUUUGGAGCAGAUGAUCCAGAAGGAGGUGAAGCCGAAACUUGGUAUGAUUUCCAAAAGAGUAAAAUGGCUAAACAAUUGGAGAUUAAUAAAACUGAAUAUGAAGAUAUGACACCUGAACAAAGAAUAAAGAUUGAAGGUUAUAGAGCCGGUUCUUAUGUUAAGAUUGUAUUCGAGAACAUUCCUUGCGAAUUCAUUGAUAACUUAAAACCAGAAUAUCCAAUAGUAUUAGGUGGUUUACUUUCAACUGAAUCUAGAUUCGGUAUAAUGAAUGUCAGAAUCAGAAGACAUCGUUGGCACAAAAAGAUCUUGAAAUCUCAAGAUCCAUUAAUCCUUUCCCUUGGUUGGAGAAGAUUCCAAACCUUACCAAUAUAUACCACUUCUGAUUCCAGAACUAGAAAUAGAAUGUUGAAAUAUACCCCUGAGCAUGCUUAUUGCUUUGCUUCAUUCUAUGGUCCAUUAGUCGCUCCAAAUACUACCUUUGUUGGUUUUAAUAUUAUUGAUAAAAAAUCCACCACUGGAUCUUUCAGAGUUGCUGCCACUGGUAUCGUUGAAGAUUUAAAUUCUUCAGUUGAAAUUGUUAAGAAAUUAAAAUUAGUUGGCCAUCCAUCUAAGAUUUUCAGAAAUACAGCAUUUGUUAAAGAUAUGUUCUCAAAUGGAUUAGAAGUUGCCAAGUUUGAAGGUGCGUCUAUUAGAACUGUUUCUGGUAUCAGAGGAGAAAUAAAACGUGCAUUAUCAAAACCAGAUGGUCAUUUCAGAGCUACAUUUGAAGAUAAAAUUUUGAUGUCUGAUACUAUAUUCUUGAAGACUUGGUACCCUGUUCCAGUCAAGAAAUUCUAUAAUCCUGUUACUUCGCAUUUGUUAGGAGAUCAUGACCAAUGGAGAGGUAUGAGAUUAACUGGUCAAGUAAGAGCCGAAAACAAUAUCGCAACCCCAUUACUCGCGGAUAGUGCUUAUAAGAAGAUAGAGAGACCUGAAAGAAGAUUUAAUGCUUUGAAGGUUCCAAAAUCGAUCAAGAAAUCAUUACCAUUCAAAUCACAAAUUCAUCAAAUGAAGCCACAAAAGAAGAAGACAUAUAUGGCAAAGAGAGCUGUUGUUGUUGGUGGCGAAGAAAAGAAAGCCAGAGACUUGAUGCAAAAGAUUGCAACAGUUAGAAAAGAAAAGGAUACUAAGAGAAAAGAAAAGAAGAGUGAGAAGUUCAAAGAAAGACUUAAGACCAUUGCUAAGAAGGAAGAAAUCAGAAAGGACAAGGAAAAAGAACGUAAGAAGGAAUAUUUCCAAAAAGAAGGUAAAAAGAGAUCACUUCCAUCAAGUAACGCUAAUGCCUUUGGUAAGAGACAACGUUCAUAAAAGUUUUACAACAGGUUAUAGAAUAUUAAAUUACAUAAUAUGU